AUUAGUACAAAGUACAUUGGAGUGUCGACACCCACCGCGCACGCAUGACCCUUAAUGAUGUCCGAAAGCAGCCUGGAAACUUGCGAACUUACCCUGCCCGUGGGUCAAAUUAGGGGCGUUAAGCGCCUUAGUCUCUAUGACGACCCCUACUUCAGCUUCGAAAAGAUCCCCUUUGCGAAGCCCCCGCUGGGAGAGCUGAGAUUCAGGGCUCCAGUGCCUGCGGAUCCGUGGAGCGGAGUUCUGGAUUGCUCCCACUACGCAGAGAAGCCAACCCAGAGGAGUUUGCUGACUCGCGUUAUCGAAGGCGGCGAGGAUUGUCUGUAUCUGAACGUCUAUGCCAAACAGUUGAAGAGUGACAAGCCUUUGCCGGUAAUGGUAUACAUUUUUGGCGGGGCUUUCACCAUAGGCGAGGCAACCCGUGAAUUGUACGGCCCGGACUAUUUUAUGGCCAAAGAUGUUGUUCUUGUGACGCUUAACUAUCGCGUGGAUUGUUUGGGAUUCCUCUCCCUCCAGGAUCCGAGUCUGCAAGUUCCCGGAAACGCAGGCCUUAAGGACCAAGUGCUAGCUCUUAAGUGGGUCAAGCAGUACAUUUCCAACUUCAAUGGCGAUGAUAGUAAUAUAACGGUAUUUGGAGAGAGCGCCGGCGGAUGUUCCACCCACCUUAUGAUGUGUACGAAGCAGACCAGGGGACUCUUCCACAAAGCCAUUCCCAUGUCGGGAACGGUCCACAACUACUGGUCCCUCAACCCGGCCGAAGACUUUGCCUUCCGCCUGGCUCAGCAGAAUGGUUUCACUGGCGAAAAUAACGACGCCAAGGUACUGGAAUAUCUCCGCGGAGUUCUGGCUAGGGAUUUAGUGAACCAUAAUUUGAUAACACCCGAGCACCGAAGAAAUGGUCUGCUCUUCGCCUUCGGACCCACAGUGGAGGCGUAUGUGGGUGAGGAUUGCGUGGUGCCCAAGCCGCCAGUGGAGAUGGCCCGGGAUGCGUGGUCCAACGAUUUGCCCGUCAUGCUGGGUGGAACUUCCUUCGAGGGCCUGUUCAUGUAUCCAGCCGUUUCGGCCAAUCUCAAGGCAUUGGAUGAGCUAAGCAAGGAUCCACUUAGGCUGGUGCCAGUUGAUGUGCGCAGGGUUAGCAGCGAGGAAGACAAUCUGGAGUACAGUCAGCGCCUGAUCAAAGCCUACUUCGGAGAUGCACCGCCCAGCUCAGGACUGUUUAUGAAUAUGCUCGAUCUGUAUUCCUACAAAGUAUUUUGGCACGGCUUUAAUCGCACCUUGAACGCAAGACUUACCUAUGCAAAGGCACCCACAUAUUACUAUCGGUUCGACUUCGAUUCGCCGAGCUUCAACUUCUACCGGACUAAAUUCUGUGGAGAUCACAUUAAAACUGGGGUGGCCCAUGCUGAUGACCUGAGCUAUUUGUUCCGGAACGUGGGCUCUUGGAAACUGGAGAAGACAUCUGCGGAAUACCGCACCAUCGAAAGGAUGAUUGGCAUUUGGACGGCAUUCGCUGCGACCUCCAAUCCUAAUUGUCCUGAGAUUGGCCAUUUGGACUGGCGACCAUCUACAAAGGAUGAUCCCAAGCGAGUUGUUAACAUCAGCAGCGAGGUCAAUAUAAUAGAUUUGCCCGAGUAUGAAAAACUUCAGAUUUGGGAUAGCUUGUAUAAGCCAAAUCAAUUGAUCUGAGCAUACAAAUAAAUUUUUCCGUAUAUAUGUUCAGAAAA
Messenger RNA from Drosophila erecta, 1721 nucleotides. Its product is annotated as esterase B1. Bases 55 to 1683 code for a protein of 542 amino acids. The record is from RefSeq and is a predicted model, not a curated record. The transcript is spliced from 5 exons. NCBI's taxonomy places the organism in Eukaryota, Metazoa, Arthropoda, Insecta, Diptera, Drosophilidae.